AGUUAUUUUUAUUUGUUUUUUAAGAUUAUUUUGAAAUAUACAAAUUAGAAGAAUGAUUAAAAAUAAAAUAUUAUAAAUUAAACUUAUUUCAAUAUCAAAAUCAUCAUGUUUUUCCAGUAAAGUUUGCAUUUUUUUUUUUUUCAAAAAAGAAAUCAAUUAUAUAUACAUAAGGGUCUUCAAGAGUUGCGUUGGAUAGUAUUAUGUAUUGAUUCUUGAGUAAGCCAUUGUGCUGAUUCAUCUCAACUCUUAAAUUUAUCAUGAUUUGUGGCCACAGUUCUUCCUAUCUGUAAAUAUAUUUUGAAAUUAUAUAAUUUUUUUAAGCAGAAUAUAUUACAUGGCCAUUAAUUCAAGGUUUGAUCUGGCUAUGGAAGCCUGAAUAUAUAAACUAGCUAAUUUUAGGUCUGAGAGUUCCACUCCAGGGAAAUAGGAAUUUUCUUGGCAGGUCCAAAACCCAUUUGUUUGAGGACUAGAGAGAUUGUGGUGAUCCAUCCAGCCUGUUAAUGUUCUUAUGAAUGUCUUAUGAGAGACUCAAAUUUCAUUUCAACUUGAAGUCCUUGGAGGGUAUAUACCUUAAAUAUGCUCUCCCUUUGUUUUCCGCUCUUAAUUAUGAGAGGGUAUAUGCCAUAUAUAUGCCCUCCAUUUUCUGUACUUUUCACUGCAGCACAUCUCUAAGCUAUUUUUUAUGUAUCUUGUUUACUUACCCAAAAAAACUUCAAUAUUCCUGCCGUUAAUCAUGGCUUCCAAAUCCAUAAUACUGUCCUUUAUUCUCUUCCAUUUUCAUUUUCUCCACCCAACAGUCUCAGAAUUCCCCACCGCUAGAGCAACUGAACCUGAGACAAGCCAUGAGAUAGAAGUCUUCAAUAUUGAAGCAAUCUCCAAUGCUCUCUCUGAUAAGGGUUAUCUUUCCAUGGCUCUAAGUCUGCAGCUGGCUCUCAAAUCCAACCUCAUACCAUCUGAAGUAAGAGAUGACAACACUAGAGUCACCAUAUUUUGCCCACCUAACAAAGCUUUCUCGGAAUUGAAGUACCCACAGCCUCCAUUAACCUUACUUCAGUAUCAGAUUUCGCCGUCAGAGCUCAACAGGGAGGCUCUGGAGUCAUCUCUAGGGCCCGACGCCAAGGUCCACACCCUCCUUUCAGGCCAUUCGCUGGUGAUCACUACAGAACCUGGCAGCAGAGAGACUUCCAUCAAUGAAGUGAAGAUCACAGAGUGGGAUGUGUACAAUGACGGAAGUGUGAUAGUGCAUGCGGUGGAGGACUUCUUCGACCGGGCGUUCCAAACUCUCCGACAUCCAUGGUAUGAUGAUGAUAAUGAUAAGGCAAUCAAGAAUGAUGAAAGGGGUCCGAGCCAAAAAGAAGACCCAAUGAGGAUGCUUCUGUAUAUUGUGAUUGGGGCUAUUUUUCUUGGAUAUCCUCAAGCUGGAAUAUUGCUAAUUAUAAUGUGGUUUUUCAUGCCAUCCAGAUUGUGUACUUGUCGCCCUUGAGUUGAAUUUUGGUGUUUAAUUA
Molecule: messenger RNA, 1505 nt
Organism: Vitis vinifera (wine grape)
Lineage: Eukaryota; Viridiplantae; Streptophyta; Magnoliopsida; Vitales; Vitaceae
Exons: 1
Coding region: 683-1483 (266 amino acids)
Source: RefSeq, a predicted model, not a curated record